AUGUUGAAGUUUAAGUAUGGCGUACGCAGCCCAUUGGACCCAAGUGCAACUGAGCCCAUCAGUAGCCGGGCCUCCAGGCUGAAUCUUCUUUUCCAGGGUAAAACACCCUUCGUGACUCAACAGCAGAUGUCUCCUCUCUCCCGUGAAGGGAUACUGGAUGCCCUUUUUGUUUUAUUUGAAGAAUGCAACAAUCCUGCCCUAAUGAAGAUUAAGCAUGUGAGAAACUUUGUCAGAAAGUAUUCGGAGACCAUCACCGAAUUACGGGAACUCCAGCCUGCCCUGAAGGACUUUGAAAUAAAAAGUCUGGUGGGCUGCGGCCAUUUUGCUGAUGUGCAGGUGGUGAGGGAAAAAGUCACUGGGGAUGUCUAUGCCAUGAAAGUAAUGAAGAAGAGGUCCUUGUUGGCGCAGGAAGAGGUUUCAUUUUUCGAAGAAGAACAAAGCAUAUUAUGUCGGAGUACCAGUCCUUGGAUCCCUCAGUUACACUGUGCAUUUCAGGACAAAGAGAAUCUUUAUCUGGUUAUGGAAUAUCUGCCUGGAGGAGACUUGCUAUCACUCUUGAAUCGCUAUGAAGAUCAGUUAGAUGAAAGUAUGAUAGAAUUUUAUCUUGCUGAACUGGUUUUGGCCAUUCAUAGUGUUCAUCAGAUGGGAUAUGUUCAUCGAGACAUCAAACCAGAGAACAUUCUUAUCGACCGAACAGGCCAUAUCAAACUGGUGGACUUUGGAGCGGCUGCCAAAAUGACGACAAAUAAAAUGGUGAACUCCAAGCUCCCUAUUGGGACACCCGAUUACAUGGCACCAGAAGUACUGACAGUGAUGAAUGGAGAUGGAAAGGGCAUCCAUGGGCCAGAAUGUGACUGGUGGUCAUUGGGAGUCAUUGCUUAUGAAAUGGUUUAUGGACGAUCACCUUUUACUGAAGGAACCACAGCCAAAACUUUUAAUAAUAUCAUGAAUUUCCAGCGGUUUCUGAAGUUCCCAGAUAGCCCCAAAGUUAGCAGUGAAUUUCUUGAUCUGAUUCAGAGUCUGCUGUGUGGUCCAAAAGAAAGACUGAGUUAUGAGGGUCUCUGCUGCCAUCCAUUUUUCUCAAAAAUUGAUUGGAAUAACAUUCGUAACUCUCCUCCCCCCUUCUUUCCUACCCUCAAGUCUGACGAUGACACCUCUAAUUUUGACGAACCAGAGAGGAAUUCGCGGGCUUUGCCUUUUCCUGGCCAGUUGAACCCUGGAGGUUUCUCUGGUGAAGAUUUGCCUUUUGUGGGGUUUUCGUUCAACAGAGCACUGGGAAUCCUUGGUAGAGCAGAGUCUGUUGUAUCAGGUUUGGACUCUCCUGCCAAGAUUAGCUCCAUGGAAAAGAAACUUCUUAUCAAGAGCAAAGAGCUACAAGACACUCAGGACAAGUGUCACAAGAUGGAGCAGGAAAUGACCCGGUUGCACCGGAGAGUGUCUGAGGUGGAGGCCGUGCUUAGCCAAAAGGAGGUGGAGCUGAAGGCCUCUGAAACCCAGAGAUCCCUCUUGGAGCAGGACCUGGCUACUUACAUCACAGAAUGCAGUAGCCUAAAGCGAAGUUUGGAGCAGGCACGGAUGGAAGUGUCCCAGGAGGAUGACAAAGCAUUACAGCUUCUCCACGAUAUCCGAGAGCAGAGUCGAAAGCUACAAGAGAUCAAAGAACAGGAAUAUCAGGCUCAAGUAGAAGAGAUGAGGUUGAUGAUGAAUCAGUUGGAAGAGGACCUUGUCUCUGCAAGAAGACGUAGUGAUCUCUAUGAAUCUGAGUUGAGAGAGUCUCGGUUAGCAGCUGAAGAAUUCAAACGCAAAGCCACAGAAUGUCAGAACAAAUUGAUGAAGGCUAAAGACCAAGGGAAGGUUGAAGUAGGAGAACUAUAUUCCAAAUUGGAGAAGGUGAAUGCUGAGCAGCAGCUCAAAAUCCAGGAACUACAAGAGAAGCUGGCCAAGGCUGUGAAAGCUAGCUCAGAGGCGACCGAACUGCUUCAGAAUAUUCGCCAGGCGAAGGAACGAGCUGAAGGGGAGCUGGAGAAGCUACGCAACCGAGAAGACUCUUCUGAGGGCAUGAGAAAGAAGUUGUUUGAAGCGGAGGAACGACGCCAUUCUCUGGAGAACCAAGUAAAGAGGCUAGAGACUGUGGAACGCAGAGAAAACAGACUGAAGGAUGAUAUCCAGACUAAAUCACAACAGAUUCAACAGAUGGCUGAUAAAAUUCUGGAGCUGGAGGAGAAGCACCGGGAGGCUCAGGUCUCAGCCCAGCACCUAGAGGUGCAUCUGAAACAAAAAGAGCAACUCUACGAGGAAAAAAUUAAAGUGUUGGACAAUCAGAUAAAAAAAGAUCUAGCUGAUAAGGAGACACUUGAGAAUAUGAUGCAAAGACACGAGGAAGAAGCUCAUGAAAAAAGCAAAAUUCUCAGUGAGCAGAAGGCGAUGAUCAAUGCUAUGGAUUCCAAGAUCAGGUCUCUGGAACAGAGGAUAGUGGAGCUGUCAGAAGCAAAUAAAUUGGCAGCAAAUAGCAGCCUCUUUACCCAGAGGAACAUGAAAGCCCAAGAAGAGAUGAUUUCAGAACUCAGACAACAGAAGUUUUAUCUGGAAACACAAGCUGGGAAAUUGGAAGCUCAGAAUCGAAAGCUGGAAGAACAGUUGGAAAAAAUCAGUCAUCAAGACCAUAGUGACAAAAGUCGUCUCUUAGAGCUGGAGACAAGGCUGAGGGAGGUUAGUCUAGAGCACGAAGAACAAAAGUUGGAACUUAAGCGCCAGCUCACUGAACUGCAGCUCUCCCUCCAGGAGAGAGAAUCUCAGCUUUCAGCAUUGCAGUCGGCUCGAACUGCCCUGGAGAGUCAGCUCCGACAGGCAAAAACUGAGCUGGAGGAGACAACAGCAGAAGCUGAGGAGGAGAUCCAGGCCCUCACGGCACAUAGAGAUGAAAUCCAGCGUAAAUUUGAAGCCCUUCGUAAUAGCUGCACCGUGAUUACAGACUUGGAAGAGCAGCUGAACCAGCUAACUGAGGACAAUGCUGAGCUGAACAACCAGAACUUCUAUUUGUCCAAACAGCUAGAUGAGGCUUCGGGUGCCACUGAUGAGCUGGUCCAGCUGCGCAGUGAGGUGGACCAUCUUCGUCGGGAGAUUACUGAGAGGGAGAUGCAGCUUACCAGCCAGAAACAAACAAUGGAAGCCUUGAAAACCACUUGCACAAUGCUAGAAGAGCAAGUGAUGGAUUUAGAAGCCCUGAAUGAUGAACUUCUGGAGAAGGAACGUCAGUGGGAGGCCUGGCGGAGUGUUCUUGGUGAUGAGAAGUCCCAGUUUGAGUGUCGGGUCCGAGAGUUACAGAGAAUGUUGGAUACUGAGAAGCAGAGCAGAGUAAGAGCUGAUCAGCGUAUCACAGAAUCCCGUCAGGUGGUGGAGCUGGCCGUGAAGGAACACAAAGCCGAGAUCUUAGCCCUCCAGCAGGCCCUGAAGGAGCAGAAGCUGAAAGCUGAGAGUCUCUCAGAUAAGCUCAAUGAUUUGGAGAAGAAGCACACCAUGCUGGAAAUGAAUGCCCGAAGUUUACAGCAGAAACUGGAAACGGAGCGAGAGCUCAAACAGCGGCUUCUGGAAGAGCAAGCAAAGCUGCAGCAACAAAUGGACUUGCAAAAGAAUCACAUUUUCCGCCUGACUCAAGGACUCCAAGAGGCUCUUGAUCGAGCUGAUCUGCUGAAAACAGAAAGGAGUGAUCUGGAAUAUCAGCUUGAAAACAUUCAGGUCCUGUAUUCUCAUGAAAAAGUGAAAAUGGAAGGCACCAUUUCCCAGCAGACAAAGCUCAUUGAUUUUCUACAGGCCAAGAUGGACCAGCCUGCUAAGAAGAAAAAGGGCUUAUUUAGUCGACGGAAAGAGGACCCUGCUUUACCCACACAGGUUCCUCUGCAGUACAAUGAGCUGAAGGCAGCCCUGGAGAAGGAGAAGGCCCGCUGUGCAGAGCUGGAGGAGGCACUCCAGAAAACCCGCAGUGAGCUGCGAUCGGCCCGGGAGGAAGCUGCCCAUCGUAAAGCAGCAGAUCACCCCCACCCGUCCACACCAGCCACGGCGCGGCAGCAAAUUGUCAUGUCUGCGAUAGUGAGGUCGCCAGAACACCAGCCCAACCCAAUCAGUUUGCUAGCUCCACCGUCCAGUCGGAGAAAAGAGUCCUCCACUCCAGAAGAGUUCAAUCGGCGUCUAAAAGAGCGAAUGCACCACAAUAUCCCACACCGAUUCAAUGUGGGACUAAACAUGAGAGCAACGAAGUGUGCGGUGUGUCUGGAUACUGUGCACUUUGGACGUCAGGCAUCCAAAUGUCUUGAAUGCCAAGUAAUGUGCCACCCGAAGUGUUCAACGUGCCUGCCAGCUACCUGUGGUCUGCCCGCCGAGUAUGCCACACACUUCACUGAAGCCUUCUGCCGGGACAAAAUGAACUCCCCAGGACUGCAGCUCAAGGAGCCAAGCACCAAUUUACGUCUGGAAGGAUGGAUGAAGGUGCCAAGAAAUAAUAAACGAGGACAACAGGGCUGGGAUAGAAAGUACAUUGUCUUGGAGGGAUCAAAAGUGCUCAUCUAUGACAGUGAGGCCAGAGAAGCUGGACAGAGGCCAGUGGAAGAGUUUGAGCUGUGCCUUCCCGAUGGGGACGUCUCCAUUCACGGAGCUGUGGGAGCCUCUGAACUGGCAAAUACAGCCAAGACAGAUGUGCCGUACAUCAUGAAGAUGGAGUCUCACCCCCACACCACGUGCUGGCCCGGGAGAACGCUGUACUUGCUGGCCCCCAGCUUCCCCGAGAAGCAGCGCUGGGUCACCGCUUUAGAGGCAGUUGUGGCAGGUGGGAGAGUUUCUAGGGAAAAGGCAGAGGCCGACGCUAAGCUACUCGGGAACUCCCUGCUGAAGCUCGAAGGGGAGGAUCGCCUGGACAUCAACUGUACUCUGCCCUUCAGUGACCAGGUGGUGCUGGUUGGAACCGAGGAAGGCCUUUAUGCCCUGAAUGUCUUGAAGAAUUCCCUGACCCACAUCCCAGGUGUGGGUGCCGUCUUCCAAAUUUACAUCAUCAAGGACCUGGAAAAGCUCCUCAUGAUAGCAGGAGAAGAGAGGGCCUUGUGCCUUGUUGAUGUGAAGAAAGUCAAGCAGUCCCUCGCACAGUCUCACCUCCCCGCCCAGCCGGACAUCACACCCAGCGUCUUUGAAGCCGUCAAAGGCUGCCACCUGUUUGCCGCUGGCAAGAUUGAGAAUGGACUCUGCAUCUGUGCCGCCAUGCCUAAUAAAGUUGUCCUUCUCCGCUACAACGAAAACCUCAGCAAGUACUGCAUCAGGAAAGAGAUAGAAACCUCUGAGCCCUGUAGCUGUAUACAUUUCACUAACUACAGUAUCAUCAUUGGGACAAACAAAUUCUAUGAAAUUGAAAUGAAGCAGUAUACACUGGAGGAAUUUCUGGACAAGAAUGAUCAUUCCUUGGCCCCUGCGGUAUUUGCUUCUUCCUCCAAUAGUUUCCCUGUUACUAUCGUACAGGUGAACAGUGCAGGGCAGAGGGAAGAGUACCUGCUCUGUUUCCAUGAAUUUGGUGUGUUUGUGGACUCUUAUGGAAGACGAAGCCGCACCGAUGAUCUGAGAUGGAGCCGCUUGCCUUUGGCCUUCGCCUACAGAGAGCCCUAUCUGUUUGUGACGCACUUCAACUCUCUUGAAGUGAUUGAGAUUCAGGCACGUUCUUCUUUGGGAACGCCUGCACGUGCUCAUUUGGAAAUUCCAAAUCCUCGUUAUUUGGGACCAGCGAUUUCAUCAGGAGCAAUUUACUUGGCAUCUUCCUACCAGGACAAAUUAAGAGUCAUCUGCUGCAAAGGAAACCUGGUUAAGGAGUCUAGUGGUGAGCACCCCAGAGGGUCUUCCACCUCCCGCAGCAGUCCCAACAAGAGAGGCCCCCCCACCUACAACGAGCACAUCACCAAACGCGUGGCCUCCAGCCCGGCCCCCCCGGAGGGCCCCAGCCACCCCAGGGAGCCCAGCACCCCCCACCGCUACCGGGAGGGCAGAACGGAGCUGCGCAGGGACAAGUCGCCCGGGCGGCCCCUCGAGAGGGAGAAGUCGCCGGGCCGCAUGCUGAGCACCCGCAGGGAGAGGUCUCCCGGGAGGCUGUUCGACGAGAGCAGCAGAGGCCGCCUGCCCGUCGGGGCCGUGAGGACGCCGCUGUCACAAGUCAACAAGGUCUGGGACCAGUCCUCCGUGUGA
Messenger RNA from Gracilinanus agilis (Agile Gracile Mouse Opossum), 6213 nucleotides. RefSeq names its product citron rho-interacting serine/threonine kinase (gene CIT). Bases 1 to 6213 code for a protein of 2070 amino acids. Lineage: Eukaryota; Metazoa; Chordata; Mammalia; Didelphimorphia; Didelphidae. Gene Ontology annotation, cellular component: cytoplasm; cytoskeleton. Gene Ontology annotation, molecular function: ATP binding; protein serine/threonine kinase activity. The record is from RefSeq and is a predicted model, not a curated record. The transcript has 47 exons. Gene Ontology annotation, biological process: mitotic cytokinesis; actomyosin structure organization; peptidyl-threonine phosphorylation.